Schistocerca nitens (vagrant locust) is the source of this 5331-nucleotide messenger RNA. RefSeq lists its product as uncharacterized. The transcript is spliced from 4 exons. Bases 1 to 5331 code for a protein of 1776 amino acids. NCBI's taxonomy places the organism in Eukaryota, Metazoa, Arthropoda, Insecta, Orthoptera, Acrididae. The record is from RefSeq and is a predicted model, not a curated record.
AUGGCACGAAGAGUGAGGAAUUUGCAACUUCAAAUGAAGCAGGGAUUUGAAGUGCCAAAAGAAGAUGGAAGAGGAAAACGUGGAAACUACCCACAUAAAUUUCAAGACAAAGCAGUGUAUUUGGAUGGUGAUCUCACAGUUGCUUCCUUAUUUCGAGAUAAAUACUCAGAAUACUGCAAGGAAAAGCAGGUUCCUGCAGUGUCUGAAAAGUUAGGAGUGGAGUUUUCUUGCUGCUUCCGCUGUUGCGAGCCAGAGUGCUUCCGCUGUUGCGAGCCAGAGUGCUUCCGCUGUUGCGAGCCAGAGUGCUUCCGCUGUUGCGAGCCAGAGUGCUUCCGCUGUUGCGAGCCAGAGUGCUUCCGCUGUUGCGAGCCAGAGUGCUUCCGCUGUUGCGAGCCAGAGUGCUUCCGCUGUUGCGAGCCAGAGUGCUUCCGCUGUUGCGAGCCAGAGUGCUUCCGCUGUUGCGAGCCAGAGUGCUUCCGCUGUUGCGAGCCAGAGUGCUUCCGCUGUUGCGAGCCAGAGUGCUUCCGCUGUUGCGAGCCAGAGUGCUUCCGCUGUUGCGAGCCAGAGUGCUUCCGCUGUUGCGAGCCAGAGUGCUUCCGCUGUUGCGAGCCAGAGUGCUUCCGCUGUUGCGAGCCAGAGUGCUUCCGCUGUUGCGAGCCAGAGUGCUUCCGCUGUUGGGAGCCAGAGUGCUUCCGCUGUUGGGAGCGAGAGUGCUUCCGCUGUUGGGAGCGAGAGUGCUUCCGCUGUUGGGAGCGAGAGUGCUUCCGCUGUUGGGAGCGAGAGUGCUUCCGCUGUUGGGAGCGAGAGUGCUUCCGCUGUUGGGAGCGAGAGUGCUUCCGCUGUUGGGAGCGAGAGUGCUUCCGCUGUUGGGAGCGAGAGUGCUUCCGCUGUUGGGAGCGAGAGUGCUUCCGCUGUUGGGAGCGAGAGUGCUUCCGCUGUUGGGAGCGAGAGUGCUUCCGCUGUUGGGAGCGAGAGUGCUUCCGCUGUUGGGAGCGAGAGUGCUUCCGCUGUUGGGAGCGAGAGUGCUUCCGCUGUUGGGAGCGAGAGUGCUUCCGCUGUUGGGAGCGAGAGUGCUUCCGCUGUUGGGAGCGAGAGUGCUUCCGCUGUUGGGAGCGAGAGUGCUUCCGCUGUUGGGAGCGAGAGUGCUUCCGCUGUUGGGAGCGAGAGUGCUUCCGCUGUUGGGAGCGAGAGUGCUUCCGCUGUUGGGAGCGAGAGUGCUUCCGCUGUUGGGAGCGAGAGUGCUUCCGCUGUUGGGAGCGAGAGUGCUUCCGCUGUUGGGAGCGAGAGUGCUUCCGCUGUUGGGAGCGAGAGUGCUUCCGCUGUUGGGAGCGAGAGUGCUUCCGCUGUUGGGAGCGAGAGUGCUUCCGCUGUUGGGAGCGAGAGUGCUUCCGCUGUUGGGAGCGAGAGUGCUUCCGCUGUUGGGAGCGAGAGUGCUUCCGCUGUUGGGAGCGAGAGUGCUUCCGCUGUUGGGAGCGAGAGUGCUUCCGCUGUUGGGAGCGAGAGUGCUUCCGCUGUUGGGAGCGAGAGUGCUUCCGCUGUUGGGAGCGAGAGUGCUUCCGCUGUUGGGAGCGAGAGUGCUUCCGCUGUUGGGAGCGAGAGUGCUUCCGCUGUUGGGAGCGAGAGUGCUUCCGCUGUUGGGAGCGAGAGUGCUUCCGCUGUUGGGAGCGAGAGUGCUUCCGCUGUUGGGAGCGAGAGUGCUUCCGCUGUUGGGAGCGAGAGUGCUUCCGCUGUUGGGAGCGAGAGUGCUUCCGCUGUUGGGAGCGAGAGUGCUUCCGCUGUUGGGAGCGAGAGUGCUUCCGCUGUUGGGAGCGAGAGUGCUUCCGCUGUUGGGAGCGAGAGUGCUUCCGCUGUUGGGAGCGAGAGUGCUUCCGCUGUUGGGAGCGAGAGUGCUUCCGCUGUUGGGAGCGAGAGUGCUUCCGCUGUUGGGAGCGAGAGUGCUUCCGCUGUUGGGAGCGAGAGUGCUUCCGCUGUUGGGAGCGAGAGUGCUUCCGCUGUUGGGAGCGAGAGUGCUUCCGCUGUUGGGAGCGAGAGUGCUUCCGCUGUUGGGAGCGAGAGUGCUUCCGCUGUUGGGAGCGAGAGUGCUUCCGCUGUUGGGAGCGAGAGUGCUUCCGCUGUUGGGAGCGAGAGUGCUUCCGCUGUUGGGAGCGAGAGUGCUUCCGCUGUUGGGAGCGAGAGUGCUUCCGCUGUUGGGAGCGAGAGUGCUUCCGCUGUUGGGAGCGAGAGUGCUUCCGCUGUUGGGAGCGAGAGUGCUUCCGCUGUUGGGAGCGAGAGUGCUUCCGCUGUUGGGAGCGAGAGUGCUUCCGCUGUUGGGAGCGAGAGUGCUUCCGCUGUUGGGAGCGAGAGUGCUUCCGCUGUUGGGAGCGAGAGUGCUUCCGCUGUUGGGAGCGAGAGUGCUUCCGCUGUUGGGAGCGAGAGUGCUUCCGCUGUUGGGAGCGAGAGUGCUUCCGCUGUUGGGAGCGAGAGUGCUUCCGCUGUUGGGAGCGAGAGUGCUUCCGCUGUUGGGAGCGAGAGUGCUUCCGCUGUUGGGAGCGAGAGUGCUUCCGCUGUUGGGAGCGAGAGUGCUUCCGCUGUUGGGAGCGAGAGUGCUUCCGCUGUUGGGAGCGAGAGUGCUUCCGCUGUUGGGAGCGAGAGUGCUUCCGCUGUUGGGAGCGAGAGUGCUUCCGCUGUUGGGAGCGAGAGUGCUUCCGCUGUUGGGAGCGAGAGUGCUUCCGCUGUUGGGAGCGAGAGUGCUUCCGCUGUUGGGAGCGAGAGUGCUUCCGCUGUUGGGAGCGAGAGUGCUUCCGCUGUUGGGAGCGAGAGUGCUUCCGCUGUUGGGAGCGAGAGUGCUUCCGCUGUUGGGAGCGAGAGUGCUUCCGCUGUUGGGAGCGAGAGUGCUUCCGCUGUUGGGAGCGAGAGUGCUUCCGCUGUUGGGAGCGAGAGUGCUUCCGCUGUUGGGAGCGAGAGUGCUUCCGCUGUUGGGAGCGAGAGUGCUUCCGCUGUUGGGAGCGAGAGUGCUUCCGCUGUUGGGAGCGAGAGUGCUUCCGCUGUUGGGAGCGAGAGUGCUUCCGCUGUUGGGAGCGAGAGUGCUUCCGCUGUUGGGAGCGAGAGUGCUUCCGCUGUUGGGAGCGAGAGUGCUUCCGCUGUUGGGAGCGAGAGUGCUUCCGCUGUUGGGAGCGAGAGUGCUUCCGCUGUUGGGAGCGAGAGUGCUUCCGCUGUUGGGAGCGAGAGUGCUUCCGCUGUUGGGAGCGAGAGUGCUUCCGCUGUUGGGAGCGAGAGUGCUUCCGCUGUUGGGAGCGAGAGUGCUUCCGCUGUUGGGAGCGAGAGUGCUUCCGCUGUUGGGAGCGAGAGUGCUUCCGCUGUUGGGAGCGAGAGUGCUUCCGCUGUUGGGAGCGAGAGUGCUUCCGCUGUUGGGAGCGAGAGUGCUUCCGCUGUUGGGAGCGAGAGUGCUUCCGCUGUUGGGAGCGAGAGUGCUUCCGCUGUUGGGAGCGAGAGUGCUUCCGCUGUUGGGAGCGAGAGUGCUUCCGCUGUUGGGAGCGAGAGUGCUUCCGCUGUUGGGAGCGAGAGUGCUUCCGCUGUUGGGAGCGAGAGUGCUUCCGCUGUUGGGAGCGAGAGUGCUUCCGCUGUUGGGAGCGAGAGUGCUUCCGCUGUUGGGAGCGAGAGUGCUUCCGCUGUUGGGAGCGAGAGUGCUUCCGCUGUUGGGAGCGAGAGUGCUUCCGCUGUUGGGAGCGAGAGUGCUUCCGCUGUUGGGAGCGAGAGUGCUUCCGCUGUUGGGAGCGAGAGUGCUUCCGCUGUUGGGAGCGAGAGUGCUUCCGCUGUUGGGAGCGAGAGUGCUUCCGCUGUUGGGAGCGAGAGUGCUUCCGCUGUUGGGAGCGAGAGUGCUUCCGCUGUUGGGAGCGAGAGUGCUUCCGCUGUUGGGAGCGAGAGUGCUUCCGCUGUUGGGAGCGAGAGUGCUUCCGCUGUUGGGAGCGAGAGUGCUUCCGCUGUUGGGAGCGAGAGUGCUUCCGCUGUUGGGAGCGAGAGUGCUUCCGCUGUUGGGAGCGAGAGUGCUUCCGCUGUUGGGAGCGAGAGUGCUUCCGCUGUUGGGAGCGAGAGUGCUUCCGCUGUUGGGAGCGAGAGUGCUUCCGCUGUUGGGAGCGAGAGUGCUUCCGCUGUUGGGAGCGAGAGUGCUUCCGCUGUUGGGAGCGAGAGUGCUUCCGCUGUUGGGAGCGAGAGUGCUUCCGCUGUUGGGAGCGAGAGUGCUUCCGCUGUUGGGAGCGAGAGUGCUUCCGCUGUUGGGAGCGAGAGUGCUUCCGCUGUUGGGAGCGAGAGUGCUUCCGCUGUUGGGAGCGAGAGUGCUUCCGCUGUUGGGAGCGAGAGUGCUUCCGCUGUUGGGAGCGAGAGUGCUUCCGCUGUUGGGAGCGAGAGUGCUUCCGCUGUUGGGAGCGAGAGUGCUUCCGCUGUUGGGAGCGAGAGUGCUUCCGCUGUUGGGAGCGAGAGUGCUUCCGCUGUUGGGAGCGAGAGUGCUUCCGCUGUUGGGAGCGAGAGUGCUUCCGCUGUUGGGAGCGAGAGUGCUUCCGCUGUUGGGAGCGAGAGUGCUUCCGCUGUUGGGAGCGAGAGUGCUUCCGCUGUUGGGAGCGAGAGUGCUUCCGCUGUUGGGAGCGAGAGUGCUUCCGCUGUUGGGAGCGAGAGUGCUUCCGCUGUUGGGAGCGAGAGUGCUUCCGCUGUUGGGAGCGAGAGUGCUUCCGCUGUUGGGAGCGAGAGUGCUUCCGCUGUUGGGAGCGAGAGUGCUUCCGCUGUUGGGAGCGAGAGUGCUUCCGCUGUUGGGAGCGAGAGUGCUUCCGCUGUUGGGAGCGAGAGUGCUUCCGCUGUUGGGAGCGAGAGUGCUUCCGCUGUUGGGAGCGAGAGUGCUUCCGCUGUUGGGAGCGAGAGUGCUUCCGCUGUUGGGAGCGAGAGUGCUUCCGCUGUUGGGAGCGAGAGUGCUUCCGCUGUUGGGAGCGAGAGUGCUUCCGCUGUUGGGAGCGAGAGUGCUUCCGCUGUUGGGAGCGAGAGUGCUUCCGCUGUUGGGAGCGAGAGUGCUUCCGCUGUUGGGAGCGAGAGUGCUUCCGCUGUUGGGAGCGAGAGUGCUUCCGCUGUUGGGAGCGAGAGUGCUUCCGCUGUUGGGAGCGAGAGUGCUUCCGCUGUUGGGAGCGAGAGUGCUUCCGCUGUUGGGAGCGAGAGUGCUUCCGCUGUUGGGAGCGAGAGUGCUUCCGCUGUUGGGAGCGAGAGUGCUUCCGCUGUUGGGAGCGAGAGUGCUUCCGCUGUUGGGCGAGGAACGGAUUGUUUUGGCCCAGAGAGUCAGUAGUUGUUCUUCACCAAGUUAAGAGCCAUGAUUGA